Molecule: messenger RNA, 4009 nt
Organism: Pseudopodoces humilis (Tibetan ground-tit)
Lineage: Eukaryota; Metazoa; Chordata; Aves; Passeriformes; Paridae
Gene: SMC2
Product: structural maintenance of chromosomes 2
Biological process (GO): chromosome organization
Cellular component (GO): chromosome
Molecular function (GO): protein binding; ATP binding; ATP hydrolysis activity
Source: RefSeq, a predicted model, not a curated record
GGGCGCCAAAAUUUGAUCCUGGCGGACGGGCGGGCAUCUGGGAGCGGCUCCGGACGGGGGAUUACAAUCCAGAUACCUUUCUUAGUGCUUCUCAGGGGAAUACUUUGACUGGACCCUUAGAAAAGCUGCGAAGAUGUACAUCAAGUCAAUUGUUCUUGAAGGUUUUAAGUCUUAUGCUCAGAGGACGGAAAUUCGUGACUUUGACCCGUUAUUCAAUGCCAUUACUGGCUUGAAUGGUAGCGGCAAAUCCAAUAUUUUGGACUCCAUCUGUUUCAUUCUGGGAAUCAGCAAUCUGUCACAGGUGCGAGCUUCCAACUUGCAAGAUCUAGUUUAUAAGAAUGGGCAAGCUGGAAUUACAAAGGCAACUGUGUCUAUUAACUUCGAUAAUUCAAACAAGAGUCAAAGUCCGCUGGGAUUUGAAGCUAAUGAUGAGAUCACUGUGACUAGGCAGGUGGUUGUUGGAGGUAGAAGUAAGUAUCUUAUCAAUGGUGUGAAUGCUGCCAACAGUCGUGUGCAGGAUCUCUUCUGUUCUGUUGGACUCAAUGUCAAUAAUCCUCACUUCCUCAUUAUGCAGGGCCAAAUUACCAAAGUUCUAAAUAUGAAGCCACCAGAGAUUUUAGCUAUGAUUGAAGAAGCAGCUGGUACUAGGAUGUAUGAGUGCAAGAAAAUAGCUGUUCAGAAAACCAUAGAGAAGAAGGAGUCAAAACUGAAAAGCAUUCAAACGGUCUUAAAUGAGGAGAUCAGUCCAACUUUAGAGAAACUGAAAGAGGAACGAGCAUCUUAUCUAGAAUACCAAAAAAUAGUACGAGAAAUAGAACAUUUAAGCCGCUUUUGUAUAGCUUAUCAGUUUGUUCUGGCUGAAGAAAAAAAGGUAUCCUCCACUAAUGUGUUAAAGGAAAUGCAGUCUAAUGUAGAGAAGUUUCAGGAAUCAAAGGCUGAAAUUGAACAGAAGGUAAAACAACUUAAUGAAGACAUAGCCGAGAUGGAAAAGGAAAAGGAUAAGGAAGUUGGUGGUAGACUCCGUGCAUUGGAAGCUGCUCUUUCAGAAAAUCAAAGAGUUAAUACAAAAGCACGAAGUGCUCUUGAUCUCAAGAAGCAAAACUUAAAAGCUGAAGAGGUUAAGUACAAUGAAUUGUUAACACGUAUGCAGAAGGAUUCUAAAGCAUUAGUGUCGAAGGAGAAAGAAGUACAGAAUCUAGAGAAAGAAUUAAAUGUUUUACUGAAAGAAAGUGAAAAAGAUGCACAUGCUUUAGCUGCAGCGCAACAGCAUUUUAAUGCUGUGUCUGCUGGCCUGUCCAGCAAUAAGGAUGGUGAAGAAGCUACUCUUUCAGGACAGAUGAUGAUCUGCAAAGAUGAAAUUAGCAAAGCAGUAACAGAGGCUAAACAGGCUCAAAUGAAAUUGAAUUAUGCACAAAAAGAAUUAAAAGCUAAAGAAGCUGAAGUUAAAAAGAUGGAUGAAGGCUACAAGAAAGACCGAAAAGCAUUUGAAACUGUCGAAAAAAUUAAAAUGACCCUAGAGAAACAGAUAAAGGAGCUGAACUAUUCAGAAGAGAAAGGAGAAGCCCUCCUAGCAAAAAAGAAGGCAUUGAUUUCUGAUAUCAACCGGCUAAGAGAACUGAGUGAAAAUUUAAUGGCAAAAUUUCCUCAUCUACAGUUCACAUACAAACAUCCAGAAAAAAAUUGGGAUCCAAACCAUGUGAAAGGCCCUGUUGUGUCUCUUUUUACUGUGAAAGAUCUAUCCAAUGCCAAAGCCCUGGAAGCGGUGGCUGGAGGGAAACUCUAUAACAUUAUUGUGGACACAGAAGUUACUGGCAAAAAGCUUUUAGAAAAGGGUGAACUAAAGCAUCGCUACACCAUCAUUCCAUUAAACAAAAUUUCAGCCAGGUGUAUUCAAGAAGGCACAGUCAAGUUGGCCCAAAGCUUGGCUGGCCGCGAUAACUUGCAUUUAGCCCUUUCUCUAAUUGUAUAUGAACCUGAACUGCAGAAAGCAAUGGAAUAUGUCUUUGGAACAACACUGGUCUGUAAUAACAUGGAUAAUGCUAAGAAAGUGACUUUCGACAAAAGGAUAAUGACAAGAAGUGUUACUCUUGAUGGAGAUGUGUUUGAUCCCCAAGGAACUCUGCAUGGAGGUGCCUCCUCACAGGCUACACCAAUAUUGUCUAAACUUCAAGAAGUGAAAGAUGUUGAAAUAGAACUCAAGAAAAAGGAAUCUGAACUUGUAGCUGUAGAGAAUGAGUUGGCAAGCUUGAAGACUGUUGCUGAAAGGUACCAGCAACUGAAGCAGCAAUUGGAGAUGAAGUCUGAGGAAGCAGAGCUGUUGCAGAAGAAGCUUCAUCAAAGUGCUUACCACAAACAAGAGGAAGAGCUGCUUGACCUGAAGAAAACCAUUGCGUCUUGUGAAGAGACAUUAAAGAAAACUGAAGAGAGCAAAAAGAAAGCAGAAAAAAAAUACAAGGAAUUAGAGAAUAAAAUUAAAAAUGCAGAAACAGAGUGUCUGAAAGAACGGAGUAAUGCGGAGCAGAAACUAGAAAAUGCCAAGAAAAAGGCAGAUGCUUCAAGCAAAAAAAUAAAAGACAUGCAGCAGGAAGUCAAAGCUUUAGUUCUGGAACUUGAAGAGCUGAAGCAAGAGCAGGCCUCCUAUAAACAACAGAUAACAGCUGCAGAGGAAGCAAUCAAAUCCUACCAGGAUCAAGUUGAGGCUAUGGUGGCUGAAGUGGCUACAACAGAGGAAUCUGUAGAGAGAGCACAGAAGGAGCUUGCCAAGCAGAAGGAAAUAAUUGCAUUACAUGAUGAUGCAAUUAAACACAAAUGUGCAGAGAUGAUAAAAUACAGAGAACAAAAUAAUGAAUUACAGCUUAAGGUUAAAGAAUUGGAACACGGCAUCACCAAAUGUCAACAAGAGGCUGCUGAUGCUGCUGCCAAGGUGGCCAAAAUGCUGAAAGAAUACAAGUGGAUAGCUUCAGAAAAAACACUCUUUGGCCAGCCAAACACAGCCUAUGAUUUCAAAAGUAGCAACCCUAAAGAAGCAAGUCAGAAGCUGCAAAAAUUGCAGGAGCAUAAAGAGAAGUUGGGAAGGAAUGUGAACACGAGGGCUAUGAACAUGCUUUCUGAUGCAGAGGAAAGGUACAAUGACUUAAUGAAGAAAAAAAGAAUUGUAGAGAAUGACAAGAUAAAAAUUCUUGCAGUUAUUGAGGAACUUGACCGGAAGAAAAAACAAGCUUUAGAUAUUGCUUGGAAAAAGGUGAAUGAAGACUUUGGUUCCAUUUUCUCAACACUCCUACCUGGAGCCAGAGCUAUGCUAGCAGCCUCUAAAACUCAAAAUGUCUUUGUUGGUAUGGAGUUCAGAGUAGCCUUAGGAAACACCUGGAAGGAAAACUUAACAGAACUUAGUGGAGGACAAAGAUCACUGGUGGCCUUAUCCUUGAUAUUAGCCAUGCUCCUCUUCAGGCCUGCCCCUGUUUACAUCUUGGAUGAAGUGGAUGCAGCCCUUGAUCUCUCUCAUACCCAGAAUAUAGGGCAGAUGCUUCAAACCCAUUUCAGACACUCCCAGUUUAUUGUGGUGUCCUUGAAGGAUGGAAUGUUCAACAAUGCAAAUGUCCUCUACAAGACCAGGUUUGUGGAUGGCGUAUCCACUAUUGCAAGAUACAGUCAGAUUAAAAACAGAAAAAAUGAGUCUGCUCCCAAUAAAGCUGAGAAAACAUGUAGAAUAUUGAAGGAGAUAAACAACAUAGAAAGUUGGGAAGAAAGACCCCGCGAAGUAGGGGUCAUCGAUGUGUAGUAGCACCUUAAGUGUUCCCUUUUUAAGUUUCAAAUUUUUUUCCUAAUUAGAAAAAGUUUUAGCUGUUAGUUCAUACCUGAAGCUUUUGAAGAUCUGAAGUGCAUAGGAAAUAAGUCUGUAACAGUCUGUUCUAUUAAGUAAGCUAGACAAUUUUUGUCCUGCUUCCCUUCAUUCCUUUGUAAUUCCUGUCAUUCCUUUGUAAUAUAUACAAAUAAAUGUAUAGAAGCAGUA